AUGAAUUUUGAUGCUAAAACAGUGGACUUGAGUUAAAUAGAUAAAAAAAGGAUAUUUAAAUUAAUCCCAUUUCAAGCAAAUGCAAUAACUCUUUUAAAUUACAAGAAAACUUUAGCGAUUAAGAUUAUUGAACAAUAAAAAUCGAAACUCAAAGAUUUUGGGGAUUCAGAAUAAAAAUUUUGA
Molecule: messenger RNA, 183 nt
Organism: Paramecium sonneborni
Lineage: Eukaryota; Ciliophora; Oligohymenophorea; Peniculida; Parameciidae
Source: the annotation of a GenBank genome assembly